Lycium ferocissimum is the source of this 2521-nucleotide messenger RNA. RefSeq names its product probable glutamate carboxypeptidase AMP1. Bases 44 to 2158 code for a protein of 704 amino acids. The record is from RefSeq and is a predicted model, not a curated record. Gene Ontology annotation, molecular function: carboxypeptidase activity. The transcript has 10 exons. NCBI's taxonomy places the organism in Eukaryota, Viridiplantae, Streptophyta, Magnoliopsida, Solanales, Solanaceae.
CAUUUCGAUCUCUCUCUCUCUUUCAUUUGAAAACAGACAAGAAAUGCCUCAACCAUGUUCUACUAGCCUCUAUGUUUCCACCCACAAAAUGUUGUGCAUCUCAAAACACACCUUGAGUUUCCUCUUCAUUAUUCUCUUCUUCAUUCUUGCUUUCUUUACAACUCUACACCAUUACUCCACACCCAUACAUCAUAAUAAAACUUCCAUUUUCUACUUCAACACUUUCCUUUUUUCUGCCACUAACUACACCCUAUCCAACUACCUACGCCACCUCACUAUUCACCCUCAUCUUGCUGGCACACAACCUUCGCUUGACACUGCUCUUUACGUUAAGUCUCAUUUCCAAUCUUUAAACCUUCAAACACAUGCAACUAACUACACUGUUCUACUCUCAUAUCCUUUAUUCUCUUCAGUUACUCUCCACUCUGCUAACAGUUCAGUGCAUGCUUUAAAGUUGUCUGAACCAGGUUUAAAUGGUGUUGUUAUGCCUUAUCAUGCAUAUUCACCAUCAGGGUCAGUGUAUGGUAAGCCUGUUUUCUUGAAUUAUGGUAGGGAAAAAGACUAUGAUGUACUUGGUGUGCAUGGUGUGAAGGUUAAGGGAUGUAUUGGGAUAGUAAGGAGAGAUGGUGGUUUGUCAAGAAAUGAAGUUGUUGAGAAGGCUGCAGAGCGUGGUGUCACUGCAGUAUUGAUGUUUACUGAUAGUGAAAGGGAGUUUGGUGGUGGGGUUGAAAGAGGGACAGUGAUGAAUGGUUUAGGGGAUCCAUUAAGUCCUGGUUGGGGUGGGGUUGAGAAUGGUGAGAAGUUGAGAAUAGAUGAUCCUUUGGUGAUGAAAAGGUUUCCUAGUAUAACUUCAUUGCCUAUAUCAAUGAUGUCAGCUGAGACUAUAUUAGGUUCACUUGGGGGAGCUGAGAUGCCUUAUGAAUGGAGAAAGAGUAUGAGAUUUAGUACUAGUGGGAGGGUUGGGCCUGGUCCCAUUAUGCUCAACUUUACCUACCAGGGAGAGAGAAAGAUGGCAACAGUUCAUAAUGUUUUUGCUGUCAUAAAGGGAUCAGAAGAGCCUGAUCGUUUUGUACUUCUUGGAAACCAUAGAGAUGCAUGGACUUAUGGAGCAGUUGACCCCAAUAGUGGAACCGCGGCCCUGCUUGACAUUGCUCGUAGAUAUGCUCUUCUCAUGCGUUUGGGUUGGAAUCCUCGAAGAACAAUCAUUCUCUGCAGUUGGGAUGCAGAAGAGUUUGGGAUGAUUGGAUCAACUGAGUGGGUUGAGCAGAAUCUUGUUAACCUUGGAUCUAAAUCUGUGGCCUACCUAAAUGUGGAUUGUGCAGUUCAAGGCCCUGGGUUUUUUCCCAGGACGACGCCUCAGUUUGACGAUCUGCUUACCGAGAUCACCAAGAAGGUUAAUGACCCAGACACAGAUGGCACGACUCUUUAUGAAAGAUGGACAGCUGCUAAUAGAGGUAUCAAAAUUCAACGGCUUACUGCGGUAGAUUCAGACUUUUCCCCAUUUUUGCACCAUGCAGGGGUUCCUUCUGUUGAUCUGUACUAUGGCAAAGAUUUUCCAGUAUAUCACACAGCAUUUGAUUCCUACGACUGGAUGGUAAACUUUGGGGAUCCAUUCUUUCAGCGGCAUGUGGCAGUGGCAGGAGUUUGGGGACUACUUGCACUUCGCCUGGCUGAUGAUCCGAUUUUACCUUUUAACUAUCUCUCAUAUGCUGCUGAGCUACAGGACUAUACCCGUAUGCUGAGUGACUUGUUGGAAGGAAGCAGCAUCUCAUUGCGUCCUAUUACUGCUGCCACUCAACAACUUGCUGCUGCAGCUAAACAAAUUCUAGAAGAAGCAAAGAAACUGAAAGAGGAUGAAGCGACGGACGAGCAUGCAGCACUGAAGCGACGAAUGUUAAACGACCGGCUCAUGUUUGCUGAGAGGGGAUUUUUGGAUGCAGAAGGGCUUCAGGGAAGACCAUGGUUUAAGCAUAUGGUUUAUGGCCCUCGUAACGAUGGUGAAAGUGAGUUAGAAUUCUUUCCUGGAAUAGCCAAUGCAAUUUCAAGAUCCUCAGGCCUGAAAAGUGGAGAGCACAAUGCAGCAAUUCAGCAUGAGAUUUGGAGAGUUGCAAGGGCCAUUCAAAGUGCUGCUCAUGCUCUUAAAGGUGAACUUACCUGAAAGAAUUUUGGAAGCAGCCACUAAUUCUUGCAUUAGGGUAGGCUAUCUACAUCACACCCUUGGGGUGCGACCCUUCCCCGGACCCUGCUAACGCGGUAUGCUUUGUGCACCGAGUUGCCUAGAAAGCAUAAACAGCACGCUCACACACUUGUACAUAGUCUUUUCACCUUUUACUAAUUUGCAAUUAAAGUUAAAGGAUUCUUUCUUUUUCCACUCCCUGGAGUUGGGACACUUUUGGAUCUUUAGUACUACUAUGAUUGAUACAAUUCGAUAUUAGGCAAACUAAAUUAGCAUUAGAUUUUUCCUGUAAAGUUUCUGUGAAUUUUUCAUAUGGUUCUUUCUAGUUUUGGCCAAAGUUUGAUG